UGUCGCUUCGUUCUUUCCGUCAUGCAUCUGGCAGUCUCACGUGUUUACCAACACCGUGGUCUAAUACCGAUCGAGCUGUUAUGAAAUCAUCUCGGCGUGUAUCUUCGAAUCCGUGAGUGUUUCUCGAACCCGGGUGGUGCACACAGAGAUCUAGGCCUUCGCCCCUACGAUGUCCGCCUUCUCGCAGACGUCCGAGAGCGACGCGUGGACCCUCCUCUCGCUGAAAUCGGCCCCCAGCAGCCCCUCCAAGCUCCAGUGGAGUCCCGAGCACAAGGGCGACGCCAUCGCGCGCAUCGAGGGUCGCGACAUCGAGUACCUGGUGCGCCAGAAUCGCAUCGUCAUCGGGAGAAACAGCUCACGUGGCGACGUCGACGUCAACAUGGGCCAUUCGAGCUUCAUCUCGCGCCGGCACCUGGAGGUCUUCUUCGACCACCCUUUCUUCUAUCUCUUGUGCAACGGAAAAAACGGAGUCUUCGUCGACGGGGUGUUCCAGCGGAAAGGGGCACCGGCCAUACACCUGCCCAAGACGUGCCAACUGCGAUUUCCAAGUACAAACAUCCGACUAUCGUUUCAAUCUUUGGUGGACGAGAACAGUGAGCCCCCUCCUAGGGUCCGAGAGGUGUCCCCCGUGCGUAUGCGAGACCGAGGCGGCGGCUCUGGAAUGGCCCCCUUGCGCAUAAACAUCCCAGAUUCGACCGACGUCUACGUUAGCCCCUUUCCCUCGCCCACAGGGACGAUCAGUGCUGCCAACAGCUGUCCGGCGAGCCCCCGAGGGGGGCACGGGAGGAGGAACGUCUCGGCCGAUUUGCAAAUGGUGGCGGCGUACGCCGCCAAGGUGGCAAGGAGGGACGAGGGGGCGAGCAGUCACCACGUCCAGAGCCACAGUCCCGACCAUUAUAGACAUCCAACGAAUGGAAAUUCGAUACCACCAGUGGUGAUAAAUGACGGGUAUGGGGCCAGUGGAAGUAAAGACGAUUCUAAGCCCCCUUAUUCGUACGCCCAGUUGAUAGUGCAAGCUAUUGCCAGUGCCCCCGAUAAACAAUUGACGCUCUCGGGGAUUUACAGCUACAUCACCAAACAUUAUCCGUACUAUAGGACGGCGGAUAAAGGAUGGCAGAAUUCAAUCAGGCAUAAUCUCAGUCUAAAUAGAUACUUUAUUAAGGUGCCCCGUAGCCAAGAGGAGCCGGGCAAAGGCAGUUUCUGGCGCAUCGACCCCCAAUCCGAAUCGAAACUGAUCGAGCAGGCGUUUCGUCGUCGUCGACAGCGCGGUGUGCCAUGUUUCAGGGCCCCCUUCGGCCUUAGUUCACGAAGCGCCCCUGCCUCCCCCAGCCACAUUAGCAUGUCGGGGCUUAUGACUCCGGAAUGUCUGUCUCGGGAAGGCUCACCGACACCGGAACACAUGUUGGAAGUGAGUCAAUCGGCUCCGGGAAGUCCGGGCAAUCAAACAGUGGCGUACGCCGGCUCCGGGAGUAUGAUUGGACAUCAACAGAUGUCGGCGUUGGUGGGGGCCACCAAGGCGAGACUGCUGCUCCCACAUAGGGGCGAGGGGGGCGAAGUGAAUAAUGCCAACGGACAAGAGCAUAGAGAAGAAAAAUACCACGUGGUGAGUUCAAACAUCGUCGAAGAGCGUUCCCUCUCCCCCGCCACCUUCUCACCGCAGCCUGUCAUCGUUCAAACCCCCAAUUAUUCACCUUACAGCGGCGGCAAUAAUUACACUUCGGUAGGCCUCGACCUCAAAAGACACGUCGACGAACAACCGAGCGGAAGUCCAGCGAGUCCUGGCGAAAAUCAAGACAGUUUACAAGAACCGGAAGUGAAAAGAUCACGUCACGAACAGUACGACACGGAAUAGACAGAAAAAGUUUUUUCUAAAAGAAAUAAUUUUUUAAGUCACAUGGAAAAUUGUUAAUUGUUGUAAAUAAGGACACGAAAUUUCAGUAUUUAAAAAAAUGAUCAUUCGGGUUGAUUGUUUUGUUAUUGUUGGGGAGUUUUGAUGGGUUGGAGAGCCGAUUUUCAUUUUUUUAAACCGUGGCGUGCUUUUCCAGCAUUUCAUUAUUUUUGUUUUCAUUAGGGCUUUUAUAAACAAUUAUAAACAUAGCUGGUAUAUGUAGAUAAUUGUUUAUAAUUUUAUAUUUUUCGACUAAAACAGUCUUUACGAUUUAUUGUUAGUUCUACAUGUAUACAAAAUUAUAUUUAGAAAUAUUUAAUAAAGUACUAUUAUUGCUGUGA
Messenger RNA from Tribolium madens (black flour beetle), 2229 nucleotides. RefSeq names its product forkhead box protein K1 (gene FoxK). Gene Ontology annotation, molecular function: RNA polymerase II cis-regulatory region sequence-specific DNA binding; DNA-binding transcription factor activity, RNA polymerase II-specific; protein binding. The coding region runs from base 170 to 1852 and encodes 560 amino acids. NCBI's taxonomy places the organism in Eukaryota, Metazoa, Arthropoda, Insecta, Coleoptera, Tenebrionidae. The record is from RefSeq and is a predicted model, not a curated record. Gene Ontology annotation, biological process: regulation of transcription by RNA polymerase II. The transcript has 7 exons.